AUGAAGUCCAUAAGCGUAACCGCAGCCGUAGCCGGCGCCCUCGCAGCCAUCCCACUCGCAGCAGGCACAGCAGUAGAGGACCGCACCACCAGCGUUGACGCCGACGUCAACGAAACCGAGGUCCCGAAGCUCCUCUCCCUCCGCACAACACCAACACCGAUUCCAGCAGCAUGGACACUGACACUCGAACCCAUGCCAACCGAGCAAGUCCCAACCCUGACAACGUAUCCAGAGUCAGCGCGAACACCAGAGCCUACAUUUGCACCAGAGCCAACCUCAGCAGCAACAGCAGCAACAAACACAAUAACCCCAGCAGCAGCAGCAGCAGCAGCGAACACCGCCCGCGAAAUGAUCGCCACCCAGUCCACUAACACCCUCUUCCCCUUCCCCUUCUUCCCCAUCUACAUCUACGAGCCCGACUCGGCUGCUGCUCGUCCCGGUGGAGUUGGUGUCGGGGGUGGUGUUGUCCGCGCGCUGACGAACAAAGUGGCCAGGACGCUCGGUAUCAACGAGAGGGUUUUGGCGACGGGGGCGGCGCUGGGGGUCUUGGCGGGGGUGAUGGUUGUGCUGGUUUAG
Molecule: messenger RNA, 576 nt
Organism: Hypoxylon fragiforme
Lineage: Eukaryota; Fungi; Ascomycota; Sordariomycetes; Xylariales; Hypoxylaceae
Exons: 1
Coding region: 1-576 (191 amino acids)
Source: RefSeq, a predicted model, not a curated record